This is a messenger RNA of Jatropha curcas, 2557 nucleotides long. It is a transcript of the gene TPR7, whose product is annotated as Tetratricopeptide repeat (TPR)-like superfamily protein. The record is from RefSeq and is a predicted model, not a curated record. Gene Ontology annotation, molecular function: protein binding. NCBI's taxonomy places the organism in Eukaryota, Viridiplantae, Streptophyta, Magnoliopsida, Malpighiales, Euphorbiaceae.
AAGUUAACGCAUAAGGGAGCAUGUACCAUUCUUCAUGGGUCUCCUUUUCUGACUCAGGAACCAUUAAGGCUUGGUUGGCGAAGUAUCCCUUCUUUCCUUCCUUCCUCUUCUCUUCCUAACCAUAAAAGACAAUAAAACCUUUAAACUCUGUUACUGCUAUUCCCAAGUCUCUCUAUAAAUUCUCUGGAAAAGGCAAAUUCCUGUUGAAUUCAAAUCUCUUGCUUUCUUUUUCUUCUUCUUACUCUUUCUAGAAAAUUUUCAAUUCUUCAGAUUCUUCUUGAAGUGCCCAAUUCCCAAUUUUGUUUUCAUUUUUUCUUAUCUUAAUUUUGGAGGCAAUAAUUUGUUGCUAAAGGAUUGACAUAAAGUGAAAAUGUUUAACGGAAUGAUGGAUCCUGAGUUAAUCAAACUCGCUCAGGAACAAAUGAGUCGCAUGUCUCCGGCCGAGUUAGCCAAGAUCCAACAACAGAUGAUGGCUAACCCAGAUUUGAUGAGGAUGGCCUCAGAAAGCAUGAAGAACAUGAGGCCUGAAGACUUGAGACAGGCUGCAGAACAGUUAAAGCAUACUCGUCCAGAGGAGAUGGCUGAGAUUGGUGAAAAAAUGGCCAAUGCAUCACCUGAAGAGUUAGCUUCCAUGCGUACCCGUGUUGAUGCCCAGAUCACUUAUGAAAUAAAUGCAGCUCAAAUGCUGAAGAAACAGGGUAAUGAACUUCAUAGCCAGGGAAGGUUCGAAGAUGCCUUGCAGAAAUAUUUACUUGCAAAGAAGAACCUAAAAGGAAUUCCAUCCUCCAAUGGCAGAUCGCUUAAGUUGGCGUGCUCUCUUAACCUGAUGUCAUGUUACCUGAAGACAAGGCAGUAUGAAGAAUGCAUUACAGAAGGCUCCGAGGUUUUGAAAUAUGAUUCCAAGAAUGUCAAAGCCCUCUAUCGCAGGGGUCAAGCCUAUAAAGAACUUGGCCAAAUGGAAGAUGCUGUCUCUGAUUUGAGCAAGGCACAUGAAGUUUCUCCUGAUGACGAAACUAUUGCAGCUGUUUUAAGGGAUGCCAAGGAAAGAUGGACUCAAGAAGGUGGCUGUCGUGAACCAAGCAGAUUAGUAAUUGAGGAAGUAACAGAAGAAGUUGGAACUAUAUCUUCUCAAAAUCCAGGUUCAUCUGCAGAAUUUUCAGUGUCACCACCACAGGAGCGUGUUGAAGCACCUAACAGUGAAAGUAGGGAUCGUGUCAGGGGUAUGACCACUAAUUCAGAGUCUCUGCAGGCUUUAAAGGAUGACCCAGAAGCUAUAAGAACGUUCCAAAAUUUUAUUUCUACUGCUGAUCCUGAAACUUUAACUGCUUUAAGUGGUGCAAAAGCUGGAGAUGUGUCCCCAGAGAUGUUCAGAACUGCCUCAAAUAUGAUCAGCAAAAUGUCACCUGACGAGCUCCAGAAAAUGCUUCAAAUGGCAUCCUCAUUUCACGGGGAAAACCAAUUUGUUGGCAGUGGUUCCUCGGAUGCUAGUUUUAACAGCUUCAGCGUUGGUUCAGUACCUCCAAAUGUGACACCAGAUAUUCUUAAAACAGCGACUGAUAUGAUGAGUAAGAUGCCCCCUGAAGAGCUUCAGAGAAUGUUUGAAAUGGCUUCCUCUUUGAGAGGACAAGAGACAGUUCAGACAGCAUCAGCUGCAAAUGCUGACAGACUAACUUCAGAAACUGGGUCAAAACUGACAGGACAUCGAGGAAAUCCUGCGGUUGAUAGAAAUAGCAUCACUAGUGAAACUAGUUCCUCCAAUGGUUUAUUUGCACACUCAAGGAAUGCUUCUCAGCCUAAUUUUUCUGGCUCAACUGCUGAUAUGCAAGAACAAGUUAGAAACCAAAUGAAAGAUCCAGCUAUGCGACAGAUGUUUACAUCCAUGAUGAAGAAUAUGAGCCCAGAGAUGAUGGCUAACAUGAGUGAACAAUUUGGAUUGAAACUUUCUCCUGAAGAUGCAGCAAAAGCUCAACAAGCCAUGUCAUCUUUAUCACCUGACGACUUGGACAGGAUGAUGCGAUGGGCGGAUAAGAUUCAAAGAGGAACUGAGGGCGCAAAGAAGGCAAAGAACUGGUUACUAGGAAGGCCCGGUAUGAUUAUGGCGAUAUGCAUGCUCAUCUUGGCCAUGGUCCUUCACUGGCUGGGCUACAUUGGGAGGUAGGGAGGAAACAACUCUUUUAAAAGUUUUGUCAGGUAAGUUUGGCCUCCUACAGCCAGAUACAAUGCUCUGAAGUCUGAACCAUAUGUCUAUCCUUGAAAUGAGGAUGGUAAGUAGAAAUCAAAGCAAUGGUACCAUGGAGAGAAUUGAGAGAUUAGGGAGUCAGAUGCAAUAUGGGCAUUGGGUAAAGAAGAUGAUACUCAUAAUUGUUUGAUUUGUUACUUUUUAUUAUUCUUUUUGAACUGUAGAGAAGAGAUAAGAAUUCUAGAACGAUCUCAUCAAGGAGAAAUUCAAAGCUAUUAAACUGAUAUCCACUAACUUGUAAUAUUAUAAUCUGUUUGGUGUGCAACAUAUUUGAGCCAUAUGAAACUCACCUUAACAAAAUUAGGAAGUUUCUUUCCA